Cicer arietinum (chickpea) is the source of this 2590-nucleotide messenger RNA. RefSeq names its product ankyrin repeat-containing protein BDA1-like. Gene Ontology annotation, molecular function: protein binding. The record is from RefSeq and is a predicted model, not a curated record. NCBI's taxonomy places the organism in Eukaryota, Viridiplantae, Streptophyta, Magnoliopsida, Fabales, Fabaceae.
AUUAAUCCACUUACAAUAAAAAUAUAGAUGGGGUACAAGAGAAGAUUUCAAUAAUUAAUCCUAAGCUAAAUUAGUCUUUUAGUCCCUCAAAUUAUAUUUUGGUUUCACUUUAAUCUCCUAAUUAUUUUCAUUAUGUUUUAGUCUCUUAAAUAUACUUUUGUUAGUCAAGUUGGUCAUUUCUAUUAAUUUUUGACAAAAAAUAAAAGUUAAGUUUUGUCAUGUGAGUCAUGUUCAAACUCAUAAACCUGGAUUUUUAUGAUAUUUUUCAACCUAAAAGUAGUGGUUUUGUUCCUCUUUUCAUCUGUACUCUGCAAAACUUGUGACUAAUUUUGUUUACAGUGAGAACACUAAUAAAUACAUAUGAAGAACAAAAUGGAUGAAUUGAAGUGACAUCAUUCAAAAAAAAUGUCAAGUUAAAUUCUCUAAAAAGAUCUAGAAAAUGUCUAUUUAUCAGCAUGACAUUAUGGUACACAUAAACCAUUUAAACAUACCGAUUGUGUAGUAUCAAAGUAGUAUCAGAAGAUUACAACAAUAGUAAGUAAUAGUAUCAUAAGAUUCGUUAGAAGAAUACCAUCUUCCACUACAUUUAAUUCCUUAAAUUGUCCAAUUCAAAAAAAAUAAAUAAAUAAACUACCAAAGAUCUUUAACCAUUUUCAAAUGUUGAAAUAAGGGUUCCUACAACAAAGAGAUGAAAACCUAAAACCCAAACAUGGAUACAACCAAGACAUAUAUCGCAAAUCCUAAUAAAUUAAACAUGAAUAUUUGUUAUAAUACUUGUUGGAGAUUCUAAGGGUGAUAGUUACUCUGCAUACCAAAAACCUUAAGGCAUAUCUCCACCCACCUAAAUCCCAAUAAAGUUGAUGUUGCAAUCACUUCCAACUUCGAAGACAUACUUGAUGUGGAAGAUUUUACCACAUCCUUGGUCAUGUGAGAAGAUUGAAAGCAAAUAAAUAAGGUGUGUACAAAUGCUUUUUAUGUUGUACGAACCAUGUGCUAACACAUGCAUACUCAAUUUUAAAAUAUAUCUAUAGUUUUACUCACUUGAUUUUCUAGGUAAUUCAACUUCAAAAUUUGUGCUAAAUGAUAUGGUUUAAAGGUGUGCUAUAACAAAUUCAAUAACAAAACUUGUAGGUACAAUGAUAUAACCAUCCAUCAUCCAUUAGUUACAUGACUAAAGUAAAUUUAACUAUUGAAUAAAGACCUCUUAUAUUUUGCCUUUGUUCAGCUAUCAGUUUGUUCUCUCAUCCAUCAUCCAAAACUAUUUUUACAACACCUCAUAAAUGGUCCCUAAAAUCUAAAUGGGAACAACAAAAAUGUUGUACUGCAUGUAAAACCAAAACAAAGAGCAAAAUAAAAUUUCAUCAAAACAAGACAUGAUUUUUCUCAUAUACUUCAUAAUAAAUCUAAUAUGGGUUUGUUUUUCAUUAUAGACACAAUUUAUGUUUCUUCAGGUUUUGUUAUUUACUAGUCCAUAUAAGAAGAUGCCUCUUUGUAAUUUCUCCUUUUCUAUUAGAAGUUAAGUUGAUUCUUUUAAUUUGUUUUAAAGAAAAAAAUAGAAGUAGAUUAUGAUGUACAAUGAGUUUUUCUUUAAGCCAUAUGUGUUUUAACUUGAAGGAAAUGCUUCCUAAUAAAGGACUUUGCAGCUCCUUUAACAUAUGCUAAAAUGCCCUAUUAAACAACUAUUUAUUUCACAAAAUUUUUUUGAUAGAAUAAUUUGUCCAAAGAAUAAAAGAUGUGGAAUCAAAAACAUAACGUGUGAAAAGAGUAAAGAACAUUGAAACUAUAUCAAUAGAAUACCAUAUAUUGAAAAAACAUAACCUAUCUUGCACACAUUAUAAAAAAUAAUUACAGCUUCAAAAAUAUGAAAUCAAAUAAUAGUGAGCAACAACUGAAUGAAGCAGCUGAAGAAGGUAACAUAGAUCUCCUCUACAAAGUAAUUAAGGAUGAUCCAUCCAUUUUGGAGAGUAUCGAUUCGAAACAAUUUGUCGAAACUCCUUUACAUAUCGCUGCAUCUAUGGGUCGUAUCCAGUUCGCCAAUGAAAUUAUGAGGUUGAAACCUUCAUUUGCUCGUAAGCUAAAUGAACAAGGAUUCAACCCUAUCCACCUUGCUAUGCUAAACAGCCGAAAGUGGAUGGUGUUUAAUUUUGUUGACAUGAAGAAGGAGCUUGUUACAGAUCAAGGAAGAGAAGGCUUAACUCCUCUUCAUUUAGCAAGUGAAAUUGGUGAUAUUGAAUUUUUAGCUAAGUUUAUUUCUGCUUGUCCAGAAUCAAUUGAAUGCUUGACUGCGAGGAAUGAGACUGCACUACAUAUUGCUAUUAAGAAUCAACAGUCUGAGGCUCUUCAAUUUCUUGUUGGGUGGCUCGUAAGAAAUGAGGAGAGAGGUGCUACAGAGUUGGAAAAUAAAAUACUUAACCAAAAGGAUGUGGAUGGAAACACUAUUUUGCACAUUUCAGCUCAAAGUAGUGAUCCACGGCACAGACAGUUGGAUUGUUGGUAAAGACUGGGAUAAAUUUGAAGGCAAAGAACUUGGACAACAAAACAACAUUAGACAUGGCAACCAAUGAAGAGAUUAAGAGUAUAUUGUUAAGAG